AGGUUCAAUUCUGUACAAGACACAGCACGAAAAACUAGAGACAGCUACCAUCAUGGUAUCCUGGAGGAAUCUGUUCGUGUCGUACGCCGUCAUGGGCGUGGUUGCACUUUGGGGGAGCAUGUUAGUGAAUGGCACGCUGGACGCAAUCGACACAGCCAAGGCAAGCAGUGAGCUUCCGAGUGGUCGCAUACUGCUCACCAGCAUUACCGGUGUUCCUCUUAUCGAUGGCGCACUUGCAACACUCGUCGCUUUCUUCGAUGGCAUUACCAACGGUUCGGUCCUGCAGUCGCAUCUGUUGAUGGUGGACCUCCUCGCCGUGAUCCAAUGCGCUACCAUCUGGCUCAUGGUGGACGGUUUUAGUCUGCAAGAAUUCGACCCCUUUGUGCGUAGCCCCGCGAGCUGGGGUGUCGGCUGGAAUGCCAUCGGUAUGGCUGUAGUUCUUCCAGUGUAUUGUGCCUUCAGGGUCGGUACGCCGUAUUCGCGCGACAGUGGUCUUUCUAUCGGAGAUAGCUACGCCUUGUUCUUCUCGUCGGCUGUCUCUUUCGUCCCAGGGGUGCUCAUGGGUCUGCCGCCGUUGAAGUCCUGGAGUACGCAUCAGCAGCAGGUCAUCAUCCUCUUGUAUCAAUUCACGCCUGUCAUCUUCAGCGUUACGCAGAUGGCUUUAGCGCGUUUCAUCAACCAAUUUCAGUACAAGCUGGAGACGAAUGCCAGCUGCCGCACCAACGCAAUCCGGGUAUAUAUCGUGGCUGCUGUAGGUGCUAGCAUUGGACAUCUCUACGUCAUGGUGAGGGCGAUAUCAUUAGGCCUCUUGGGAGAUGUCUUCGUGCCUCGUCCUGCCAGCCUCGGUCGAUUCCCUGCCGAUCGUCUCACAGCUGGUGCCCAUCUCUUCACCCAAUACGACUUCAUUAUCUCGGCGUUGGCAAUUCUCACCUGGAUAUGGUCACAGAUGAGCACAUACGGAGAGUCUUUUGGAUCCAAGCCGACCCUCAUGAUCGCAUCGGUACUGUCAACUGUCGUGCUUGGGCCGGGCGCGACGCUGAUGUUCGCACUGUGGGCGCGGGAUGCGUACGUCACACCGCUUGCAAUUGCGGAGAAAAAGAGGUCGUUGAAGAGGUAGAUGAUAGAGAACCUUCGCAGCUAAAUACGACUAUAGCUACAUGCGAAGAGUGGGAUGAAUAUGGGCAUGUUGCUGGGAUACUUGGGGGGACGAUGGAAGUUGGGGAGUUGUGACGCUGGGCUAGUAGAAGCCUGCGCUUGGCUAUUGUUGGACUAGCGUUGAGUGGCAGGAGGAGAUCAUAUAGAC
Messenger RNA from Paraphaeosphaeria sporulosa, 1303 nucleotides. RefSeq lists its product as uncharacterized. The transcript is spliced from 2 exons. Bases 53 to 1117 code for a protein of 354 amino acids. NCBI's taxonomy places the organism in Eukaryota, Fungi, Ascomycota, Dothideomycetes, Pleosporales, Didymosphaeriaceae. The record is from RefSeq and is a predicted model, not a curated record.